UCUUGAUGGAAGGAUAUGGUAUGAUCCAGUUGCUAUGGGGACAGAGAGUAACAUCAGUUGGGCGCCAAGGGGGCGGGGAAGGCCAUGGCUACUCUAGUCACUCUGCAAAAUCGGCUCCAGUUCAUUGAAAGCCAGUACUACUAUAGGAACAGGUUUGUAGAUGAAUAUAGAAAAAAAGAAUAUGAAGCAGCAGUUAAAAUACAGAGCUGGUUUCGAGGAUGUCGAGUACGAGCCUAUAUCAGGUAUUUAAACAAAAUGAUGACAAUUAUACAGAAAUGGUGGAGAGGUUAUAUGGGAAGAAAACAAUAUCGACAAAUGGUGAAGACAGCAUAUUUGACUAUGAAGAUGAAUUUCUACAAUGAAAUGGCUGUCAGGAUUCAGAAAUGCUGGAGAUCAUGUAAGAUCCAGAAGUACUGCUUUAAUUACUAUUACUUCAAGGAAUAUCUGAGAUCUAUUUCUGACACCAAUCAAGCAAUCAGGGAAGCACUGGAGGAGUUUGUAGAGAUGCAGGGUCGAGAAAAGAAAAAGGCUGACCGAGAGAAGGAAGAGAAGAGAAAGCAGCACCAAGCUCGAAAGACCCAUUACCUUCUCAGCACAAAGCAGAUUCCAGGUGUAUACAACUCACCAUUUAGAGACCCAGAUCCAAUGGAGUUUGAGUUACAGAAAGUGAGGGCAUUUCAGAUGACAUCUCCAGUCCCUCGAAUUCAGCAGACAGAUUAUGAAGACCUUUCCUCCUGGCUCGCUUGCACAAGUAAGCGUGCUUUUCCACGAUCAGACAUUUUGCCACCCAUUAACAGGAAGCAAUGCCAGGGGCCCUUCCGAGAUAUCGCUGAAGUAUUGCAGCAGCGCUACAAGCCUUUGCAGCCAACCUUGCGGGUGGCCACAUCAAUCAAUGCAGUAAAAGAGGCCCAGGAGGAACUCAAAAGGGAGGAAUGGAAAAACCGUGUCAAUGACAAUGUGUUUUUGCCAUUUUCUAAUUACCACAAGAAUGAAAAGUAUAUCCCAAUGAUUCACCUUCAACCCAAGUAUAAUGGCCUUUCUUAUGGGCAAAAACAAUUCCAAGCUGAAGACCCUGAGAAAUGGAUAAGUAAUAAAAACUUCCAGACAGUGUUUCCACCAUUUGUUCUCUUUGACAAGUACGGAAAAGCAUAUUCAAGAGCUGGAGAGAUAGUGUAAGGGUGUGUAUUUCUACAUAAAGACCUUUCCAAAAUGUAAUAAAUUCACAAAGUCACAAAUAAAGUUGAUUGAUCUACCAUGCAUUUUAAAAGCCAUGUCAUCAUCACAUUCUUAUGUUAAAAAAAAAAAAAGAAAGAAAACAACAAAACUUCCUAGACUUCUUAGAAUCUAACCUAGUGGAGGCAUGCUUUUUUUUUUUUGCAGAUUAUCUACUGACAGAGAUAUACUCACCUAUAAUUAUAUGGACCUCACAAUAAUUUAAAGUAGGUGUAGAACUAGAACAAAGUUGAAGGCACUAAUCUAUCCUUCAUCCUAAGACAGGGAAGAUAUUAGGUAAUAUAGUUUAUAAAAUAUAAUGGAAAAUAAUGAUGUAGCUCAAACAGUAAAAUCAGUCAAAUUAAUUUUUUGAGUGUUGAACACUGCACUGAGGACUUAGGAAGAAUUCCAAAGAAAUUAUGUUUCCUGACUUCAGUGACUAUACAGUCUGGGUACAGACACCAAAGAUACCCACAUGCAACUACUUUUAAAAUACUUGUGAUACAAAAUAUUAGUAGGUAGAAAAUUACAUAGUUAAGAAGAGCUACAGGAUAGACAAAUGAUCAUAGAAUGAAAUUGGCUUAAUUAGAGAAAGUUUCCUAACAUGGUUUUGUUCUGGGUUUUAGAGACAAUAAAGAGUGUAGGGAACAUUAUGUGUGGAGAGAAUGGCACCUGAGGAUGUGGAGGUGGGUAGAAAAAAAUAAUUUGACUUGGGAGUCUUGUGUUGAAUCCUUCAGAAGCCCUGGAUGUGUUGGCCUCUUGAAGGACCAAACCUCCACUAUGCUGAGGGAAGUUAGUUAUUACCAUUUCUUCUGGAUACACAGAAGGUUGGUAGCACAACGACUCAUAAAUGUUGUAUUCAUGGAAAAAUUCAUCAGCAUUUAGUCUUUUUAACAAACAACAUCUGAGAGACCCAACAAAUAUUUCCUUUAUUCAUGUAAUGUUGGAUUUUAACCGAAAUUCUUUGAGAUUUGUAGCAGAGGAAAGCUGAUGUUGAAAACAUUGAGGAGAGCUGUUUCUUUGUGUUGAUGGAGUGUGGUUAUGUUUAAGAAAAAGAAACAAACUUGUAAUAAUUCUUUCUUACCUGCAUAUAAACAUGUUCACUUUUAAGUUGCCUAUAUGGACAUAUUUUGCUGUCGGUCUAGAAAGGAAAUCAUUAAUUAGCAAGUAGUCAUUGCUGUAUUAUAUUAAUAUAAAGACCAAAUGCUAAAUGUCUUUAGUGUGGAAUAGAUGACUUCAUCUUUUUGGUUAUUUAAUGCCUUUUUUGAGGUACUCUCUUACAUGGGUAUAUCCAGGAGUUUAUGGCAAUAAUUAAGUUAUCCUGAUGAUAAUGGCUAAUAUUUUUACAGUGGAUUCCAUCUGUCUUGAUCUGGCAUAAUCUAAAAAGUAAUAGGUGUAUAAGGUAUGACUAUAAAGUAAGGCAAGCAAUUUUUUUGACAAAUGUACCAGAACUUAUACCUCCAAAUGAAUACAAUCCCUAUUCAAAUUAACAAAUGUUACCUUGGCAGGCUAAACACUUAUUCCAACAAUGUUGCCAUUGCUCAAAGCAUUUUUGGAAUGCCUUUUUGGGGAUUGGCUCCAGAGUAUGUGGCACGUGCUUUUGAAUACCCUAAUUGGUGACAAAUCAUCACUAUCUCAGAGUCAAUUUGAUUUGGGGAAACAGCCAAUAGUAAUUCAGAGCCAAUUGUCAUGAAUAACAUGGAUGGCCAAGGUGGGUUAUACCAAUUUAAAAGGUUCAACAAGUAACAAGAGUGGAUUGCUUAUACAACUCUGAAGGCAGUUCCAAAAUGAGGGAAUUCACAAAGGGCUUUGAGAAAUGGCAGCCUCAUUGAGAUAAAUUCACAGUUCUCCAGAGUGACUGCUUUCACGAACAACAUGAAUGGACAUUUAAAUUCAUCAAUUUUCACAGUGAUGGUUAAAAAUUCACUUUCAUAAUUUAUAGCCACACAUAUAUGUGUAUAUGAACACACACACACACACACACACACACA
Molecule: messenger RNA, 3203 nt
Organism: Phascolarctos cinereus (koala)
Lineage: Eukaryota; Metazoa; Chordata; Mammalia; Diprotodontia; Phascolarctidae
Gene: SPATA17
Product: spermatogenesis associated 17
Molecular function (GO): protein binding
Source: RefSeq, a predicted model, not a curated record